AUUUAGGUCCAUAUAAGGUUUGUAAAGAGCCCGUGGCAAACGUUCCGUUUACAUAUUUAAGCUGUCGUUUACUUAAAUAAGACGUUAGUUAACAAACACUGUAACUGUUUUGUAGUGGAACAUACAAUGCUAUAUACGUGGAUCUGAACACUUUAUCUUAAAAACAACGCGGGUUAGCGGUUUUAUUUGAAACGAUUGCACUGUAUGAUUAAAAUAAGCGUGGCAUAAAAUAAAGUGAUCUAUUGAUUUCGUGGUAUAAUUCCAUCAAAGGAAUUUACAACGUGCUACGAGUAUAGUAAUAUUUUGAUUGUGUAUAAUGUUCCUUGAUUAAUACAAUCUGUGUGGAAACAUCCCGACCACCGAGUAAACAACUGCACAUUUGUUGUAACUGUGGAAAUAUUGAGCAUCUAAUGUUUUGUCGUCGGUUGGCAAGUAAUCUAGACACAAGUGUGGGAUUUCUGUAGAUAGAUUGGAGGCCAAGCAUACGCGAGUUAUUUAUACAGAAAAUCGAACGGAUUGAACGCAAUAUUUUCUGAUAUUUAUAUGAAAACUAAUUUACCAAAGAUACUACAAUUAUUUCUUGUGAUACGAUUAAGAUAACAGAUAUUAAGAAAAUACGUUCUAAUUUACAUUUGUUUGGCAGGCAUUUCAUGAAGGAAAACUGCGUUCAUUGCGGAUAGACUUCAACUGACUUUAUCUAACAGGGACUACUGAACAACUGUGUUUGGACUUCAUUUUAACUGUUAUUGAUCUUUUUUUCACAAUGGUUGCUGUUACAAGGAUCACAUUUUGUAUGAUUUUGUGUGCCAUUUCCGUGUCAGAGUGCGGUGCGAACAAUAUCAAAAUAAACGACGCCCCAGAAGAAGUGAAACUUGCAAAGAUUCAAGAAGAAAUGGAAGAGUUUUCACUUAAAACAACUGUGCACCACUUUGCUCGCCACGGUCUCUGCGCGCACAUUCAAGGCAAACUUAAAUUCUUCAAGGCAUUGCAGAAGCAUUUCACCGGAAUCUCAGAUCAUAUGAGGGUAAAUUUCAUCAUGGAUAUCUGUUCUCAUAAGGAUGAAAUGCUGGACCAAUGGGUCAAAGAAAUCUUCGACAUAGAUGGGGAUGGCUACAUCUCACAUUUCGAGAAGGGCUUGUAUGACCACAUCGACUGAGACGCAAGCAAGCAUGGUAACAUCGAUCACCUUGAUCCGCCCUGUUGAUCUUAUGAUUUAUAUUAUGGAUAACGAUUAAACAAAGUUCAAUUUCUAAGUGUAUAUGACAAAACACUGCUUUAAAAUUGAACUGUACACUUCUCGAUAAGUACGUAAAGUCAAGUUUGGAGCAGGAACAUCUCUCCAAAAAGACAUAUUUUAAUUGGGCGAACAACCACAUCGCAUACUGUAUUUGCUUGAAUAAGUAAUAUGCAUGCGUCUUAAUUUAAGGACAUUGUUAGAUGUAAUUUAUAGUAUUUUUGUUAUGUUCUCGUUGUAAGUGUUUGUAUUCUUAUUGUAAUUCUGUAAAUCACACGAAAUGUAUUGGUAGACGUAUAUUAACGAAUUGUGUCAUCGAAUAGGGACUAUUUAUUUCAGUUAUAUAAUAAUGUAACUAUAACAUGUAUACUAAUAUCACGAUCAAGCACACACUCGAAGAUCAUGUUUCCUUGAAUAUUUAUACUGCCGCUUGACCAUGUUUAUGUCCAUUUAUUAUCGUUACAUAGGGAGUUUAUUUCAAGUAAAGCAAAAGAUACAACCUUUUUGAAAAUAUAUUCGUUUGUUCAUUGUGUAUUUUUAAUGUUGUAUAUAUGUAAAUAUUUGCAUUUAACCAUUUGUAAACAUUGUUAAACAAAUAAUACGUUUCCACUUAAUCAAAUCAGUUAUAUGUGUUGUUUGAUGUGUUUAAGGAAACGUUUAAGACAAGAUGGAUGCUACACUAAUUGUUUUACACACAAUGCGAUGCAAUCAUAACAAUACAAUAAUAACAAUACAAUAAUAACAAUACGAUAAGUAUAAUAAUAUAAUAACAAUACACUUAUUGAUCUUCUGACAAUGUUUCUGGAGUCUCAUUAUUAUUUAGAUUGCUUCUUCUUUCAUAAUGGUUGUGAAACUAAUAGUAUUAGAUUUAGUGUUUCUGUGUUGCAUUCACAUUUAUUGGAAAUAGUCUUUAAUCGAUGCGGCAUUGUUUUUUAUUUUUUGUAAAAUGUUAUAUGUCCGGAUAUAUUGAUGUGGUUAUUGCAACAUAAUCACGAUGAUUUAUGAUUUAAUAGUAAUGUCUUAUAAAUCACAAGUGCGAUACGUACCUUUUAGCUAAAUUUUUUAGUAUGUGGUGUAAUUAAUAUAUAAAUUAAUUAAAACAUUUACUAUUUAAAUACAUUAAUCUUUGUUUUCUUAAAUUCGAUAGACGUGCAUAAAUCAUUGUCUUGAUUAUAAGGAAUUUAUUCUUGAUGACAGGCUUAUAUAUGUAUAACGGCUUAUUUGUAUGGCUAACAUUCCAGUGUCAUAGUUGAAGUGUUAUAAAGAUUAGCAUAUACACUUUAAAAUUUGAUACGCGCACAACACCAGUGGACCACAUAGACGACAUAGAAACCGUCUCAUUUUAAAACAUGGAAUACAUUUAUAUAUGGUCCAACUUUGUAAAUAUAUUUACACCUUAAUUGAAACUAAUGUUCAUUCCUGAUGUAGAUACAUAAUCAUGCAUUCCAAGAGAUAAAUGUUUCAGCGCAGUUAUUCUUUGAACGUCUUAUUGUGAAGAACAAAUUGAUUUACAGAGAUACAUCAUGAUAUACAGUCGGCUUCGUGAAAAUGCAAUGGACUAAUAAUCACAUAUGUAAUUAUGUUUAUUAGGAUUAUUUAUUAUUAGGAAAUCAGAAACAUGCGUUAAGGCAGGAGAUGGCAGUCCUGUAAAAUACGUUUGCAGUGUAACUCAAUUAAUAAAACACCAAUUAACCAGUUGCCACCUGUCAAUCAAAUUUUUUCGAUAACCCAAUCAGAUAUCGAUUUUUCACACACCCCUGAGCAGCGCAUAUCUGGCCGACAAACAAAGCGUGUCGUACAUAUGGAACGAGCGUAACUUUUAAGGGUUUACACAUAUUUUAUAUCAAAUGUAUGAUCUUUGCUGUUUGAAUAUAAUUUAAAAUUCCAGGUGUUAUACACACUGUAUAACAGGACAUUAUUUUACUUAUCUUUCUUGAAAAUAUGAACGAGUAAUACAAAAUAAAUAAAUAUGAGCACAUCAGUUGUGCGUUCUUUAAAACGUGUUAAACCGUUUGAUGCACACUAUUAUUAAGCAGUUUGGGCAACCUAAAUAUUGCCACACGUGUUUUUUUAAAUAAUCUCGCCGUUAUUGUUGCUAAUUAAUAAAUAAAAGAAUAUGUUCAUCUGAAUGUAGGAACAUUGAGGCAUUGUUAGGUACUGUACACAAGAAAAAAUGUUUAAUUACUUCCAAUAACAUAUUUAUUUUUUGUGGAUUAUAAACAACGGAAACAUUCAUAAAUUAUUAACUUAAAUAUUGAUUUUAACUUAGUAAAAAAAAAGCAAAAGGUGUAUUUAACGCGGCUUAUCCAGCUAUAGUGACUUCAUGUGUAAAGUCUACAAUACAUACUAAUGAUACGGGGAGAAAUGUGAACAUUGCAAUGAACAUAUACAGGUGAUCCAGUUAUAAACAAAUGCAUUCGAAUAUUUGUUAACAGCACUGGAAAACCAACAUUUCAUUUUUCGAGGGUGAACUGUAACUUGUUCGCAUUAGAAAAAAACAUGAUAUAAAAUGCAUAUCAGACUAUCUGUAAAUGAAACCACGAAAUUAGGCAUAUAUUGAUUUAUGGUUUAACUCAAAUUUGAUUUAUAUCUCAACGACGAGAAUCAGUGCAUUUUUAAAAAUAAUAUAAAACACCAGGGAUCUAUACAUUUUAAUAAACGGAAAAAACGCACUCACUCAUAAUGAUAUAGAUGCGUCAUUUGGAUCGGAUACUUAAUAUAUUCAUCAAAAUAAUUAUAUAUAAGGCCGUUUAAUACAAAUCCAAGAUUAUAAUAAAAUAAAUAUUCAUUUUUACAAGGGAUCUUUAUUCAGCUCCCUAUAAUAGUAUAUGAAACGUUUCUGAUAGUCAGUCUUUCGUUUACUCAUUUAUUUUGAUUACGCAAUUUCUCUCUACAGCAUAUAUGAUUGUAUUAAAGUUUUACAAAGCAGUUUAGUUUAUUUUCCGGCUUUAACAGUUUAUAUUGUAGAAAAUAGCCUGAUACAUAAUUACAAAAUAUACGAUUUCACCCGCCUAAUCCGCCAUAAUUGCGAUAUGCUUGUCGGAGUUUUCCAACCACUAUACCACGUGACUGUGUGGGCGGAGCGAUCGAUAAUUUGGCGACUUGUCAAUUAUAAUACAAUAUUGUGCAUUAUACGUAGGCCUUGUUGAGUGUAACAAUCAAAGCGAUGGAUAUCUUUUGCUUAUAUUGUUUUGAUACAUGUUUAGAUGUGCAAUGAAUAUAAACAGUACGAUAAAACAACAGCUUUUUCACAAUAUGUCCUUUUUAAAUGUAACAUUUUCAAUUGUUGCUUCAGAACAAUAAUUUACCAUUCAAAUUGUGACGUAGGUACUUUCUCAGUCAUAAAUCAAACGCCUCCGAUUCGUUCACCGAAAAGUAAUACUUAAAAUAAACCCUUUUAGAUGACACAAAUACAUUAUUAUAUUCAAUAUUUCAUGGUUAACAUCUGAUGACGAAAUUAUGUCUGUUUAUUUAUAUUUAUCGCGAAAGGUUUUGCGCGCAACUGUCACAUUCAAUAUAGACAUUUCAAAAUGAUUAACCGGUUGCACGUCAAGCAUGCUACCAACAAAGUCUUUUCUUCCUACAUGCUCUCUAAAUUACCUGAAUGUAAAUUAUGUUUGCAUCAAUGUACUAAGACAAACAAAAUUAUGCUGUAUUAUGUACAGAUGUAUCAGGGUUUAUUAAAAUAAAUAUUUUGCCUU
Messenger RNA from Dreissena polymorpha, 4935 nucleotides. RefSeq lists its product as uncharacterized. The coding region runs from base 764 to 1156 and encodes 130 amino acids. NCBI's taxonomy places the organism in Eukaryota, Metazoa, Mollusca, Bivalvia, Myida, Dreissenidae. The transcript has 4 exons. The record is from RefSeq and is a predicted model, not a curated record.